Liolophura sinensis is the source of this 4410-nucleotide messenger RNA. RefSeq names its product mucin-5AC-like. Bases 87 to 4232 code for a protein of 1381 amino acids. Lineage: Eukaryota; Metazoa; Mollusca; Polyplacophora; Chitonida; Chitonidae. The transcript is spliced from 4 exons. The record is from RefSeq and is a predicted model, not a curated record.
GGUAUUUCUGAUGCUGAAGUCUUACAGAUUUGACUGUUUGAACAGCGAUUAUAUACAGAAGAUAUAUACAGAUCUAAAGUCUGAUUAUGACAUCUAAGGAGACCAAACUGCCAAGAGCAGUUGGUCAACCCCGAACUGGACAAGGAACAUCUACCUAUAGUCCAGAAGAGAGUGAAGUUCACUCCUCAAAUGAUGGAAAUCCUCCAUCUUAUGAUGAUGUAAAAUCACCAUCUGACAAAACCAUUGAGAAUACUAAAGCAAACGACAGCAAGUCUCAAGUUGCUAUCUCAGUGAUGUCAACAACAACAGAAAAAGGCAAACGACAUGAUGCUGGCACAGGAGUCGAUUCAGAUGAAAUCAAAGCUACUAUGCUUGAUGGCGAACAUAAUACUCCUGCCAAGCCCACUGGUGCUGACAAAGAAAGAAAGAGGCCACCUUCAAAGAUACCACGACCGUCCAACAUUCCCAAAAGGCAGCCGGAUGAGGGCAGUUCUCCAAAUACUGGCUUUGCGAUGGAAACGAGAAAGACACCGGAUACGACUCAGGCCGGAACUUGGCGAUCUAAAAUACCUGUUCCAAUUGACAAGUUAACAAAUGGAAAUUCAAGAACAUCUGGACCUUCAUCUUCAGAUUCUGAUAUGGCAGCUGGAAAACUCCAAAAUGUAACAUCUUCAACAGCUAGAAAAGGAAAUUUGACGUCAAGUAAAGACGAAAACCCCAGUCCUUCAAAAAAUUCUUCCGAGUGGUCAACCUCUUCUGACGGCGGAAAAUAUAUGCCCAAAAAGGUUACUUCCUCAACAAUCAAAAUCGGAAGAUCUACACCUGCGAACUAUGGAAGUUUUACACCUGCAAAAAGCGAAAAGUCCCCAAAGAUCAGAAGUGGUAUGCCCAAAAGUGGUAUGGCUGCGUCAAGCAAAAUCGGGAAGUCGGACACUGCAAGGCUCGCCUUGAAGAAUGUAACUUCCCCUGCAACCACAAGUGGAAAAUCUAUCCCAAGCAAGAUGGCAAAAGCUCCACCAGUCAAAAGCGGAAAAGCUAGUUUUGUGCGAGACCAGUCCUUGUCUUCUUCGUCAUCUGAGAAUGCAACUCUUGGUGUGAAGAACCUGAAUUCUCCAACCAUCAAACGCAGAAAUUCAAAACCUGCGCAAAACAGAUAUUUGGCCUCCACUUCCUCUGACCUUGACCACUCCGGUCGUAAGAAUCCAACAUUUCCACCAGUGAAAUGCAGAAAUACUCCACCCACCAAGCCAAGGAAGGUUCCAGAGAAAACAAACAUCAAAACUGGAGAAUGCAAACCCUUAAGGGUCCCUUCGCUGUCGUCUUCUUCCUCUGAAAAUGCAAGUCGCAGAAAGCCCAAGCGUUCAUCUACGCCAGUGUCCAACACUGAUUGCUUUGGUUGUAUGAAAAAUACAUCUACACGAAGCGAUAGCAGAAAACAACCACCAGCAAAGAAUGCAAGGUCCAGUGCAAAAAGAGCCGAACUGUUUCCAGCUGAGAGUGCCAAAACCCGGAAAAGCAGACCGCCAAUGCAUUCGUUCACUGCACAAAGUGACACUGGCCCUGUGAAGAAAACAACUCCAGGAAAAGACAACAGAAACUUACGACCAGCAAGAGGCAGAGGGUUGGCAACAAAGAAAACUACGACUGGAGCAGAAAAACAUCGAACAGUUGAAAACGAAAGGUCUUUGCCCUUAAGAGUUCCAUCUGCGUCAUCGUCAUCUUCUGAAUACGAAAGCCAAAUCCUGAUGGAAUUAACCUCACCAACAGGUAAACACAUGAAAAGCGGAAAGUCGAGGCAUUCCUCCACUCCGCAACCUGAAACUAAUUAUUUUGGUUGUAUGAAGAAGACAUCUUCACAAAUCGAGAACAGGGGAAUACCAAAAGGCACACUGUCCAAAACUAAUAUAGGUGGCAUAUCCUCAAGGGGGACCACAAUACAUCGAACAAGCGGAAGGGCUUGGCCUUUAAAAUCGUCGUCAUCCUCUGAAAAUGAAUGUCGCAGCAUUAUGGAUAAAACAUCGAAGACGGAUACAAACAGAAAGCCGAGGCUAGUCAUUCCAAAAUCUGAAAGUGGUGGCUUUGACUACAGCAGUGAAACAUCGCCACAAGCUGAAUGCAGAAUGUCACCGACAAAACAGGGCGAAAGAGACAGAACAACUAGAGCUCAGAAGUUUACAAGCGAAAAAGAAAAGCCACGAUCAAGGGAAUAUGAAGUAUCCUGGCCAUUGAAAGUCCCGUCUGCGUCUUCUUCAUCUUCUGAAAAUGCAAGCGUCAUCCUCAUGGAAAUAACAUCACCGAGAAGACGUUUGCCAACUCCCGAGCCCGACGUUGGUUGCUUUGAUUGUAUGAGUGAAACAUCAUGGCAACUUGCAAAGGAAAAAGCAGCAAAAAGCAGAUACAGGGACAAAGAUAAACGUUUGUCCUCUCAGAACAAAGGAUGUUUCGAGUGUUUAGGUCUAAAAUCUCCUCGGGCCACGUCUGCACAGGCUAAAAUCGUCGUCCACGUGAAAAGCAGACCCUCCUCUUCCACUUCUUCAGCCUCUGACACUAUAAGUCCCACCUUGGAGGGCAAGAAGCCCCUUGCAUCUUGUUCAAACGUUGAACAGUUUCGCUCCGCUAGAGAUACGGUGUCACCAACAGCCAUCAAAGAAAAUGUUCAACUGAGAAGAAAUAAAAAGUCACUAAAAGAAACAUCUAACGCAAAGGAAAAGGCAACGCCAGACUUAAGUGAAAGUCCAAUGUCGGACAGACGUGAUAUACCAACACCUGUCUCAAGAGAAGAGUCACUAUCAGACUCAUAUGAAAAGGCAUCAUCAGAUGAACAUGAAAAACCUUUGUCACACACAAGUGAAAUGUAUUCCCCAGAGAGAAGAGAAAAACAAUCAAGUGAGAAGAGUGAAACAAUAGCAGCAGAGAGGCCUCCAUCGGGCAGUAGUAAAAAUCCGCCAUCGGACUCAGACAAGAAGCCUUCAUCAGGCAGAAAUGAAAAGCUUGCAUCAACCACAAUUGAUCAGUCCAGCUGUCGAAGACAACAGUCUUUGUCUUCCUCAUCAUCGGACAGCGCUGCAAGCCGCAUCCUGAUGGAAAUAACGUCUCCAACACCUAGGUACAGAAAGAGAUAUGUCAGUAACAUCGCAAACUUUUCAUCAGCUGGAAGUCGAAAGACCAGUCCUCGAAAAGGCCGUCCGUUGUCUUCACCAUCGCCUGACCUCACUAAUUUCAUCCCAGAUUGUAUAAGGUCUCCGGAGACGGACGAACGAGAGUUCAGAUCAGCAAAAGAAACUGCUUCUUUAUCCUCAACUGAAAACAUCAGCCAGGUUGAUGACAGUGCUCUUCAGAAGAACCAGUCUUCUACUGUGACAAAGCUCAUUAAUAUGAUGUCCAAGGAAUCUCUGUCUGCCGCCCAACCUUCAACAACCCAAGGUCACGGGCAGUCAACUGGCAUUGUAGGAUAUACCGUCGACGCAUCAGCCCAAACUGACAACAGGGGUUCCUCAGAUGAUUUAAAUGAAAACGAGGACUACAGUCGAAAGGGCCUCCGGACCUACUCCCCUCCGCAUUGCGAUCUCUAUCCUCCGAGUUCUUGCAUGAAGAUUUCAGAAACAUCCGACACAAACCGUAUUAAGGUCAGCGCUGAUAAAGACGCCCAGCUUUCCAAGAAUAAAGGAAAAGGAAAGGACAAUUCGUCCAUGAGGCCUUACGCUUUGCACAGAACAAACGUCAAAGGGAAGGGAGAAGAAACGAUGGAAGCUAACCCCUGUCAGCAAGGAGCAGAUCACGAUUUCCAAGGUUUAGAUGAUGUGAAGAAAGUGUCGAGAUCAGAGGCAGUUCCUGACCUAACCCGGUUCAGGGGUAUUCCUGAGACGCCGGCUCAUUCUCAUCAACCUGUGUUUCCCCCGAUCUCUCCUGUACACAGGUACAAGACAACGUUUCAGCCCGACCACUUCAGACCGAGAGAGAUCUUCGAUGAUGACAGCACUCCGGACAUCCGAGAUGUGGAGUGGGUUGCCAGACAAUGUGAGAUAAAUGAGGCACGACGCCAAGCUUACCGUCACCCAGUACCCACCCCUCGAGGCAGAGCUCCCGGCAACCGCCAAGAGCGUAGCCCUGUCCACCGAGUGAAUGAUCCCCCGCUUCAUCCCAGACCAAGGACCAUCAUCAGAGUUGUCAUCAAGCGCUGGAGAAGAGCGAGGGCUUGGCUGACACGAUGCUGUAGCUGUGAAGCUGAUUAGUUUGGAGGUAUGCAAUUAACAAACUUUCAUAUCUUGAAAGAGCAUAGAUCUAAACAGGUAAAUUUAGAUUUUUAGAUUUUUCUUAUCCUUUUUUGUUUUUUUUGGUCUCUCCAGUGGACAAUGCCUUUGCAACAGAAUUUUUCCUAAAAGUGUAUCAAAAUUAUUAAAUUCAUACACG